Theobroma cacao (cacao) is the source of this 1857-nucleotide messenger RNA. RefSeq names its product Glycosyltransferase family 29 (sialyltransferase) family protein. Gene Ontology annotation, molecular function: sialyltransferase activity. NCBI's taxonomy places the organism in Eukaryota, Viridiplantae, Streptophyta, Magnoliopsida, Malvales, Malvaceae. The record is from RefSeq and is a predicted model, not a curated record.
UACACCACGCAUUUUGUUCUGUCCUUCACUUCUUCUUUUUCUCACUCUUCGUUAGCUCUAGAAAAUCGAUCCGGUUGCUUACUCAGAUCCAUACUGAAUCUGUCAUCCAUCAAAUAAACUUGGAAAGCCAAUAUUUUCCAUAAUCGUCCCUCAAAUCCCAUUUAAAUGAGGAUUUUGCAGUUGGGUCUUUUAGUAGCUUUGUUUUCUGGGGUGGCAGCCAUUCUCAUUUACAUCACUGGACUCUCCAAUCGUUAUGAGAAUCAUCAACCGUCAGGUGAAGAUUGGGAAGCAUUGCAAUCUCUGCAAAGUGGUUUCAAGAAGUGUGUGAGUGCAAACGGAUUAGGUUUACAAGCUAUAAGUGGUAAAGAUUAUUGCCAAGUAACACUAACCUAUCCUAGUGACACUGACUCCAAAUGGAGGGAUCCUAACACUGGAGAAGUUGAAGGUUUAUCCUUUGAGUUUAAUCUUUGUGAAGCGGUGGCCACGUGGGAACAGGUGAGGAAUAGCACUACAAUACUCACUAGGGAGUUCCUUGAUGCUUUACCAAAUGGGUGGGAGGAGUAUGCAUGGCGCAGGAUUAAUAAAGGAGUGCUACUGAACCACUGUAAAAAUAAAGCUUUAUGUAUGGAGAAGCUUUCACUUGUCCUCCCUGAAACACCACCUUAUGUUCCAAGGCAGUUUGCUCGGUGUGCUGUUAUUGGCAACUCCGGAGAUCUUCUGAAAACAAGGUUUGGGAAGGAGAUAGAUAGCUAUGAUGUUGUCAUUAGAGAGAAUGGUGCCCCAAUUGAGAACUAUACUGAAUAUGUGGGCAAAAAAAGUUCAUUCCGGCUUCUUAAUAGAGGAUCUGCCAAAGCUCUGGAUAAAGUUGUGGAAUUGGAUGAAACAAGGCAGGAGGUCUUGAUAAUAAAAACUACAAUUCAUGACAUUAUGAGCCAGAUGAUUCGGGAAAUUCCAAUAAGAAAUCCCGUAUAUCUCAUGCUAGGUGCAUCCUUUGGUUCAGCUGCAAAAGGUACUGGGCUCAAGGCUCUUGAAUUUGCUCUCUCUGUAUGUGAUUCGGUAGAUAUGUAUGGUUUCACAGUGGAUCCAGGCUAUAAAGAAUGGACUAGAUAUUUCUCAGAAUCUCGGAAAGGCCAUACACCUUUGCAUGGCAGGGCUUACUACCAGAUGAUGGAAUGUUUGGGUCUUAUUAAAAUCCAUUCUCCAAUGCGAGCUGAUUCCAGCCGAGUGGUGAAGUGGCUGCCAAGUCGUAGUGCCAUAAGAGCUGCUAGAAUUGCAUCAGAAAAAUUGUUGAGGAGGGUUGGAGCAGGAUCUGAAGACCUGCUUGGUUCGUGCUCAAAAAUAAAGAAGCAAGUUAAAAGGAAACAUUUGUCGGUCUCUAAGCUCAGAAAGGCUGCUGUUGACCAUCAAAAAUUUGUGAAAGGCACAACCAUGUAUCCUUUAGAGCACAGUCCUGGACAUGGUCAGCUUUGCACAGUCCCAGUUGAUUGAAUCGUUGGUAACCGCGCUUGAUCUUGACCUUCCUAACUGUGAAACUAUUGCUGGAUAUAGUUCACAGAGACAAAUUAAAGACUGAAAAAACGGAGGCCACUUUGGGCUACACUUGAAGCAGCCGCAACUAGCAUACUCAUCUUAAAAGAUUCAUUUUGGGAGUGAAAGCUUUCAGGCUGCAUUGCCUUUUGAAAGCUCCCUUCAGUCGAAAAGCAAGUGUAGAUUAGAAAGUCAGUUUUGCAAGGUUUCAUGCGUAGGUUCAUUGUUAUUUUUCAGUGCUAAUAGGGUCUACAUUGUAUUUAUGAAUUCAUGAGAUUCUGAUGUAGACGCUUUACCCAUUUCAUAAGGCAUACAGUUGACUUUCUAGCA